AUGUCCGUCAAGUUCGUCUGUUUGGUGGCCCUGUUCGGUAUAAGCUGCACGGCGUCAACGCUUGGCCACAGCAGCAACAGCAGGGGUCAGCAGAUAGGUGGAGGAGGCGAUGUGUUCACCAGUUCCUUUCUGGUUCGGUUCAAGCGCAGCCUGGACAAGCAGUUGGUGCACGAUAUUGCCACCCGGAAUGGAUUCCAGAAUUUGGGGGAGCUUCCUGGCAGCGAUGGCAAGGAGUUUCACUUCAAGCAUACGACCCUGCCGUUGGUACGCACCAGACGAAGCAUCUCCCAUACGCGAGUGCUCAAAAAGGAACCGCUGAUACACACGGCUUUACAGCAACCGGGAUUUAAGCGCGUCAAGCGUGGCUUCCGACAUGCGGUCCCGCUAAACUACAUUCCGGAUAAGGCACCCGGAUACGGUGGGGAAAAUGUACCGACCGAUCCGUACUUUCCGUUUCAAUGGUACUUGAAAAAUACAGGGCAAAAUGGCGGCAAAGCCAAACUCGAUCUAAAUGUACUAGCUGCGUGGGACCAAGGCAUUACCGGGAAAAACAUUACUACCGCCAUCAUGGACGACGGUGUUGACUAUAUGCAUGCAGAUCUGAAGUUUAAUUAUAAUGCUGAAGCGAGCUACGAUUUCAGCAGUAACGAUCCGUUCCCAUAUCCUCGCUAUACGGACGAUUGGUUCAAUAGCCACGGUACGAGAUGUGCGGGCGAGGUGGCAGCUGCCCGGGACAACGGUAUCUGCGGUGUUGGUGUGGCGUACGAUUCAAAAAUAGCCGGUAUUCGGAUGCUGGACCAACCGUACAUGACGGAUCUGAUUGAAGCAAACUCGAUGGGUCAUGAGCCGCACAAGAUACACAUCUACAGCGCAUCCUGGGGACCGACAGACGAUGGGAAAACGGUCGAUGGCCCACGGAAUGCAACCAUGCGAGCGAUCGUACAGGGUGUGAAUGAGGGCCGCAAUGGGUUGGGCAACAUUUACGUGUGGGCUUCGGGAGAUGGCGGCGAGGAGGACGAUUGUAACUGUGACGGGUAUGCCGCAUCGAUGUGGACCAUAUCGAUCAACAGUGCCAUCAACGAUGGUCAGAAUGCGCACUAUGACGAAAGCUGUAGCUCCACGCUGGCCAGCACAUUCAGCAAUGGUGCGAAGGAUCCAAACACCGGCGUGGCCACGACGGAUCUGUACGGCAAAUGUACCACAACGCAUUCGGGUACGAGUGCUGCAGCACCGGAAGCGGCAGGAGUUUUCGCAUUAGCACUGGAAGCAAAUCCAUCCUUGUCCUGGCGCGAUAUGCAACAUCUUACCGUGCUGACGUCCAAGCGGAAUUCACUGUUUGAUGCCAAAAACCGGUUCCACUGGACGAUGAACGGUGUCGGAUUAGAGUUUAACCAUCUGUUCGGAUUCGGUGUACUGGAUGCCGGUGCGAUGGUAGCGUUGGCGAAGAAAUGGAGAACAGUGCCGCCGCGAUAUCACUGCGAGGCAGGUGCAAUCACGCAGAUGCACCGGAUACCUUCGUCGGGUUCACUGUACCUGCCAAUCAAGACAAACGCGUGCAAAGGAACCGACACGGAAGUACGCUACCUAGAACACGUGCAAGCCGUCAUUACCGCGAACGCUAGCAGGCGCGGUGAUCUGGAGCUUUUCCUAACAUCGCCAAUGGGCACAAGAUCCAUGAUACUAAGCAAACGGGCUAAUGAUGAUGAUCGUCGGGAUGGUUUUACGAAAUGGCCUUUCAUGACGACACACACCUGGGGCGAAUAUCCGCAAGGAACUUGGAUGCUGGAGGCCACAUUCAAUUCGCAGGAAAGCCGCACCGGAUGGAUCAAAGAGUUUUCGCUCGUGCUGCACGGUACUAAAGAUCCUCCGUACCAGACACUGUCACCGGCAUCGCCACACUCCAAGUUGGCCAUUGUAAAGAAAGCUCACGAGGAUAAGGACGGCAAUUAA
Anopheles marshallii is the source of this 1950-nucleotide messenger RNA. It is a transcript of the gene amon, whose product is annotated as neuroendocrine convertase 2. The coding region runs from base 1 to 1950 and encodes 649 amino acids. Gene Ontology annotation, molecular function: serine-type endopeptidase activity. Lineage: Eukaryota; Metazoa; Arthropoda; Insecta; Diptera; Culicidae. Gene Ontology annotation, biological process: protein processing. Gene Ontology annotation, cellular component: Golgi membrane; trans-Golgi network. The record is from RefSeq and is a predicted model, not a curated record. The transcript has 11 exons.